This is a messenger RNA of Hydra vulgaris (swiftwater hydra), 1093 nucleotides long. The record is from RefSeq and is a predicted model, not a curated record. NCBI's taxonomy places the organism in Eukaryota, Metazoa, Cnidaria, Hydrozoa, Anthoathecata, Hydridae.
AAACAUAAAAAUAUCAACAGCGUUUUAAACUUUUUUUAUGACAAAAAGAUGCCAAGGAGUUGUUGUGUUGUAGGUUGCACAAACAAUUGUAAAAAAAACAAUGAACUUAAAUUUUAUCGUAUUCCUAAGAAUAAAGCGGUCAGAAGAAAAUGGUUAAAUGCAAUUAAUCGUGCUGCAGAUAGCACUUCGUCAAAACAGUGGUCUCCUACGUCUUCAAAUGUUUAUGUUUGUUCAGCACACUUUAUUACUGGUAAAAGAGAGCUCUUUGAGAAACAUCCAGAUUCAGUUCCAUCAAUUUUUGAUACUGGAAUGAAAGGUUCUCCUCAAAGAAAUACCAACAAUAACAAAAUUAACCGAGUCAAAAUAAGUGUUCCUGCAUGCAAAAAAUUAAAACUAUGUGCUCAAUCAAUUAGUGAGGAUGUUGAUUUUGUCAUUGAAAAAAGGAGUUUUAGUAACGAAGAAAUCGAUAUCCAAGUUAGUACUGAAAAUUAUUUGCAGCAAUCUGAUAUCAGUAAUCCUAUAUGCUCCAAAAAUUUUUUAGAACAAUCUUCCAGUCAUGAAUUUAGUGUUCCUAUAAUUAAUGAAGAUGUUUAUGUUCAAGAUUCCAGUAAGAGUUAUAUACAAGGAAAGAGUGCUCCUGUAAACAUCAAUGUUCAGCAAAGUUCAACCAAUAGUUCUUUAAAGUCAGAAAUGAGUUAUACUGAAAAAUCUGAAAUUGAUAUUGAAAUACCUCUUAAAACAUCAGAAAGACAACAACUAUAUAGUGAAAUAAAUAAUCUUCGAUUAAAAAGAGAUUUAUGUCGAAGUGGAUAUCAUUAAAAGAUAGCAAUUGCAGUUUAGGAAUAAAUAAAAUUCGAGCCAAUCCUGAUAAGUGCAAUAUGCUCACUGGACUUAAUCUUCCUGUAUUAGAAAAACUGUUGAGUUUCCUAUGCAAAGGAACUCCAGAAAUUUCAUUAAAAAGAUUUAAUACAGAAGAUAAAAUUGUUUUCUGUUUAGUUAAAUUAUUGCACAACAUUAACUUUGAUAUGUUAUCAUUUAUGUUUGAUAUUAAAAAAACUACUGCCUUGGAUAACUUUUGGAAAUGGAUUGAUAU